Molecule: messenger RNA, 1169 nt
Organism: Zymoseptoria tritici IPO323
Lineage: Eukaryota; Fungi; Ascomycota; Dothideomycetes; Mycosphaerellales; Mycosphaerellaceae
Exons: 1
Coding region: 72-1169 (365 amino acids)
Biological process (GO): mRNA export from nucleus
Cellular component (GO): THO complex part of transcription export complex
Molecular function (GO): protein binding
Source: RefSeq, a predicted model, not a curated record
AAGCUCCACCACUCCGAUGCAUUGACUUCACCGAUUCAAGACAGCUCUGCUUGCUGUCCUUUGAUCUCACAAUGGCGCCCGCUCCUCGCCCUCGCACUUUGCGCAAAGACACCCUCCCGACAACCUUCAAAUCCUACAAACCUCAAGUCUUCUCUGAAACCGCCCGCGCAUCUACCCUCGCGCCCAACAUCCGCAGUAUCUCCUGGUCGCCCACAGGCAAUGCAAUCGCGCAGUGCACGAGCGUCAAUAUCCGAGUAUGGAAUUCCGAGCGACCGGACGUGAAAGCUUCGACGGAGAUGAAGGAUGGGACGAGAAAUACGGCGCAUACGAGCGGGGUGGAGAAGGUCGCGUUUAAUCCGAGAAUGGAGGGUGUGCUGGCUUCGACGGGACUUGAUGGGAUGGUGAAGGUGUGGGACGUAAGACUGCCGGGUGGAGCGACGGGGAUUGUGGGUGGAGGACCGAUGGGCAAAGCAGGCGUUACACCCCGAGGAGGAGAGUACAAGGUCGGUGAUCAGGGAUUGUUCCUCACAUGGCAUCCUGCCGGGACACAAUUACUUGUCGGUCGCCGCGACGACGUGGUCACCGCGCUGGACGUACGGAAAUUGGACACCACGUUCAUUGAACCAAACGCAGACAAAUUCGAUCUGGCGCCGGAAGACCGCACGCCAUUCAAGGACAAGGGAAGUUACAAUAUGAUGACCUUCUCGAAUUCUGGGCGGGAAGUAUUUGCGACCACAGCAGAAGGUCCAGUGAAGAUCCUCGACUACCCUACAAUGAAACCGCUGUACACUCUCUCCGCCCACACGAGCAGUACCUACGCCGUCUCGCAUUCUCCUAUUGGAAACUACGUCGCUGUAGGCGCAAGCGACAGCCUCGUUUCACUCUGGGACACCAGCUCAUGGAUGUGCGCACGGGUUCUGAGCAACCACACCUCCGCCGUGAGGGAUGUGAGUUUCAGCUUCGACGGCACGUAUCUUGUUGCGGGUUGCGGCGCCGAUCGGGACGGAGAUAAAGGAUUGUCGAUCUGGCAUGUGGAUAUGGGAGAGGUGGUGCAUACGAUUGAGACGGUAAAUCCUGUCACUUGGGUGAGCUGGCAUCCGCUGAGAUAUGCGAUUGCGUAUGGUGGAGAUCCUGGUGGAUUGAAGGUGGUUGGCGCGUACAAGGAUUGA